Messenger RNA from Brenthis ino (lesser marbled fritillary), 273 nucleotides. The record is from the annotation of a GenBank genome assembly. NCBI's taxonomy places the organism in Eukaryota, Metazoa, Arthropoda, Insecta, Lepidoptera, Nymphalidae.
AUGCGUUUGAGUUUAUUGCUAGUGACGUUCAUGUUGGUGGCUGCGCAGUGUCAGGAUUGCACGGUUAAAGGAAAACAGUGUAAUGCGCACGAGCAAUGCUGCGGCGGGUGUUGCUUUGAUAAACAUUGUAUGGACACUUUCAGAUCAUGUCUAGAAGAUUUAAAUGUGUGCAAGGGUCAUGCCUGUCGAGGUGAAGAAAUCUGUGUACCGUACCAACCUAGACAGUGCCUCGGUUGUGAACCCUUACCAAUAUGUAGAGAGAAAAGAGAAACU